Fusarium mangiferae is the source of this 3045-nucleotide messenger RNA. Its product is annotated as putative APE2-aminopeptidase yscII. The record is from RefSeq and is a predicted model, not a curated record. The coding region runs from base 1 to 3045 and encodes 1014 amino acids. Gene Ontology annotation, cellular component: cytoplasm. Lineage: Eukaryota; Fungi; Ascomycota; Sordariomycetes; Hypocreales; Nectriaceae. Gene Ontology annotation, molecular function: zinc ion binding; peptide binding; metalloaminopeptidase activity. Gene Ontology annotation, biological process: peptide catabolic process; proteolysis. The transcript has a single exon.
AUGAAGAAUCCUUUAACAUCUCCACUGCGGCGGGCUCUUUGCCUGCCGUUCAGAGCCCCUACUCCUGUUCCCACUGCUCCUGCUCCUCCAGGUCGUUCAGCGCUGACGAAACCCGGAGGUUACGAUGCCGACCUGCCGAUGAUCCGUCGCACCUUCCAUUCAGGACCCCUCCCCCGCAUCAGCUCAAGAGCUAGAGCCUCAACUUACGGGUCAGCUCCUUCUAUAACAACACCGUAUCAACCUCUUCACCGCUCUCAAUUACAUUCCUUUCUCUCAUCUACCUUUACCACAGCUUCUUCCCCUAGAUCGGCUCUCACCCAAACUCUCCACAACUCAAAAGCCUCUUCUCUCGUCCCUCGUCAGCAGCAGCGUAACUGCUCUUGUCGACGAGCCAUGUAUCGCAACGGAAACGAUGUCGCUAGCGCGAGUCUCGACAUUCGUCGUGGACGUGAAGUUCUUCCCAAGAAUGUCAAGCCCCUGCACUACGAUCUUACCCUCGAGCCAAACUUCGAGACCUUCAAGUAUGAAGGUACCGUCAUUAUCGACUUCGAUGUCGUCGAAGAUUCAACCUCUAUUGCCCUGAACACGGUCGAAAUUGAUAUCCACGAGACACUUGUUGAGGCCAAUGGUGCCACUAUUAGCUCCUCGCCUACCCUCGAUUACAACAAGGACACCCAAACCACCACCGUUACCUUCGAUAAGACGAUUCCCGCUGGUCAAAAGGCGAGGUUGACUCAACGUUUCACUGGUACUCUCAACGAUGACAUGGCAGGUUUCUACAGGUCAUCAUACAAGGACGAAGAUGGCAACACCAAAUACCUUGCUACCACCCAGUUCGAGGCCACCGACGCUCGCCGUGCAUUCCCUUGCCUGGACGAGCCAGCUCUGAAGGCGACAUUCACCGUGACACUCAUUGCUGACAAGGACCUGGUAUGCUUGGGCAACAUGGAUGUCGCUUCUGAGAAAGAAGUCGACUCCAAGGUUACAGGCAAGAAGCGCAAGGCUAUUACUUACAACAAGACUCCCAUCAUGUCUACCUACCUUCUGGCUUUCGUCAUUGGUGACCUCAAGUCCUACGAGACUAACAACUUUCGAGUCCCUAUCCGCGUGUGGUGCACUCCCGAUCAAGACCUUGACCAUGCCGUCUUUUCCGCCGAGCUAGCUGCACGAACACUCGAGUUCUAUGAGCAGCAAUUUGGCAGCCAAUAUCCACUCCCCAAGAUGGACAUGGUUGCUGUGCCCGACUUUGCUGCUGGUGCCAUGGAGAACUGGGGUCUCAUCACAUAUCGAGUCGUUGACCUUCUAUUGGAUGAAAAGACCAGCAGCGCCGUCACCAAAAAGCGGGUGGCUGAGGUCGUUCAACAUGAGCUGGCUCAUCAGUGGUUCGGCAACUUGGUCACAAUGGACUUCUGGGAUGGCCUGUGGCUAAAAGAAGGUUUCGCAACAUGGAUGUCUUGGUAUUCAUCUAACGCUUUUUACCCCGAGUGGAGGAUUUGGGAAGGUUAUGUUACAGAGGAUCUUCGAUCUGCCCUUGGUCUUGACUCUCUGCGCAGCUCUCACCCCAUUGAAGUGCCUGUCAAGCGUGCUGAUGAGGUCAACCAAAUCUUCGAUGCUAUCUCAUAUGAGAAGGGUUCUUGUGUCCUGCGUAUGAUCUCAAAAUACUUGGGUGAGGACGUCUUUCUAAAGGGUAUCCGAAUCUACCUCGACAGACACGCAUACAGCAACACUGAGACCACAGACCUUUGGGCCGCUCUCAGCGAGGCCAGUGGUAAGGAUGUUGAGCGCGUUGCUGACAUCUGGACCAAGAAGGUCGGUUAUCCAGUCGUAGCUGUCACAGAAGACGAAGGCAAGGGCACAAUCCAUGUCGAGCAGAACCGGUUCCUUAGAACGGCCGAUGUCAAGCCCGAGGAGGAUGAAGUCCUUUACCCCGUCUUCCUCAACCUUCGAACUAAGGACGGUAUCCAGGAAGAUCUGGCACUCAACACACGUGAGGCAGACUUCAAGGUGCCUGACUUUGACUUCUACAAGAUUAACUCUGGCCAUUCUGGUAUCUACCGUACAUCUUAUACUAGCGAGCGACUUCAAAAGCUUGGUCAAAACGCCAAGGCGGGUCUCUUGGGUGUUGAGGAUAGGGCCGGUAUGAUUGCUGAUGCCGGUGCCCUUGCCGCUGCUGGUUAUCAAAAGACAUCUGGCCUGCUGUCGCUUCUCCAAGAAUUCGACUCUGAAGACGAGUUCAUUGUCUGGGAUGAGAUCACUCUCCGUGUCGGAUCUCUCCGUGAUGCUUGGAUCUUUGAAGAUGAUGAUGUUAAUGAGGCUCUCAAGACUUUCCAGAGGGAUCUGGUCAGCAAGAGAGCUAACGAAAUUGGUUGGGAUAUUUCUGACAAGGAUGACUUCACUGCCCAAAGAAUGAAGGCUCUCAUGUUCGGUAAGGCCGCCAUUGUUGAGGACGAGCCUACUAAAAAGGCCGCUUUCGAACUGUUCGAAAAGUUCAUCAAUGGCGAUCGAGAUGCUGUACAGCCCAACUUGCGGCCUAGUGUUUUCGCUGUUGUGGUUACCUAUGGAGGCGAAAAGGAGUACAACGAUAUCUUGAAAGAAUAUGAAACUGCUAAGCAAAGCAGUGAGCGAAACACUGCUCUCCGAUCACUUGGUUUUGCAAAGGAUCCUGCGCUUAUCAAGCGAACUCUGGAGUACACUCUCAGUGAUAACGUCAAGACGCAGGAUAUCUACAUGCCUCUCAGCGGUCUCCGCGCUCACAAGGAGGGUAUCUUGGCCCUUUGGGGAUGGGUCAAGGACAACUGGGACGUUCUCACCAAGCGACUCCCACCUGGCAUGUCACUCCUUGGCGAUAUGGUCGCCAUUUCUACAAGCUCUCUCACACACAAGGACCAGAUUUCCGAUGUCAAGAGCUUCUUUGAGCAGAAGGGCACCAAGGGAUUUGACCUUGAGCUAGCCCAGAGUCUUGAUUCUAUGACCGCGAAGCAAAACUGGCUCGCAAGGGAUAAGGAGGAUGUCAAGGAGUGGCUACGCAAGAACAAAUACCUGUAA